Daktulosphaira vitifoliae (grape phylloxera) is the source of this 4670-nucleotide messenger RNA. RefSeq lists its product as uncharacterized. Lineage: Eukaryota; Metazoa; Arthropoda; Insecta; Hemiptera; Phylloxeridae. The transcript has 4 exons. The record is from RefSeq and is a predicted model, not a curated record. Bases 109 to 4428 code for a protein of 1439 amino acids.
UACAAUCAGCAUAUAGUCAUAUGUUAUAGUGAAAAAUUUAAUUAUUAAAAUUAUUUUAUAAUAUAUGAAAACAAAAUUAAUUUAAUUUUUAAUAAGCAUCCUCUAAAUAUGUUACGUCAAACAGUGUUUUUAUUUUUAUUGACUGUAGCUUUUGCAUUUUUUAAUGGAGGACACGUGAAAUUACAUUGUAUAUUUUCCAAUUAUAUGUUGAAUUUUUUUCAGUUAAAUGAAAAGUAUUUUAUUUUAUCGUUAAAACAAAAUGUAGAAAAUAUAUCAAUCAUGAACCAUUUGAAGUACUACGGAAAAAGUUUACAAUCUCAAAACACUAUAAUAUUGUCGAUGCUUGAAGAAUUACGAAAAAAGAACGCUUCAACAUUUCCUGCUGACUUGAUGACGGUAAACUUAUACUUAAAUAAUGUGAUGGGACAUAUUUAUAUGUAUUCAAAUACUGACAUGAAUCACGAUGAAACUAAGAUAUCUGAGGAAGAACGUUUAAAACUCGGAUUCAAAACUAAUUAUAAUUUGAUAACAAAUUAUUUGAUGAAAUUUAUAAGUGAAGAAUGUGGAGGUUUUACAUUAUAUUUUGUAUCAUUAGAAAAACGUUUUCAACAACUAUCUAAUAUAUCUAAAUACUGUGAAAAUCCUCUUAGAAUUGAAAAUAUUGAAACGGUAUACAAAUGUUUGUUAGAAAUGGAAAACAAUGCCAUCGAAAAAUUUAAAACAAAUAUAGAUAAAUUUACUUAUUCAGAUUUUCAUCCAUCUAAUUUACUUUUUUUUAAUUUAUUGAACCCGUAUAGUAAAUUUAAUAAUGAAGAAGUUCACAAUGAUGGCCUUAGUUUGAUAAGAUCAAUAAAAAUAAAUGAUAACUUAAACAAUGAAGCAACUAUCAUAACACUAUACGAAAAAACAAUCUUGAACUUUGACAGUUAUUACAUGAAAUCAUUCCAACAACAAAUUUUAGUUGCCACUAUCUAUCCAGUGUUCGCAUUAAUGAUAUCUUUUUUGGAUGUUUACAAAAAGUUUUAUGACAAAGGGUUUGAUAUUACGUAUAGUAAUAAAUUUACUUUUCUACAAUCAUCAAUUGUUGAUAUUAUUCAAAAGUUGACACACGAUCAAUUGUAUGAUUAUAAAGUAAAUAAAUAUCUUUCUAACUUAGCUCAUCAAUUAAAUUACCAAUUGUCUUGGUUUAAUUUGUUCAUAACUGACUGGAUUCAGAUUACUAUAUCAUCGUUAACUAAUAUACUAACUUUAAAUAGAUUUAUUGUAAACGUAAAAAACUACCAAAUUACAAGUAAAGGGGAUUGUCAAAAUAUCUUUGAAAUACUCGAGCAAGAUAUAAAAUUAAUCAAAACGUACGUUGACACAUUAAUAAAAAAAAAAGAUCCAUUUUUAACUGUCACAAGAAGUAUAAGCCAUAGCGAUAUAUUUGAAACUAGUCCCGUAAAUAUUUUAAACACCAAAUCAACAGGUAGCUUAAGUCAUUAUGAUAAAAAUCUUUUAUUCGCCGAACAAUCCUCGAAAACCGAUAAAAAUUCAAACAACCAUGAAAAAAAAAUUCAAAAGGAUACUUUAAAAUUAGGUAGCAAUAGUUAUAAUCUGAAUACUUCAAUAAGUAAAACAUCAAAUAAAUUGCAUGAUGUAAUUAAUUCACCGUACAAGACGCAAGCAGAUAAAAAACAUUCGGAGGAAAAUGCAAAAAAUAAAAUAUCUACAAAUGCAAAUGAGAAAAAAUUCUCAAAUGAAGAAAUUUUACAAGAUAAAAAUAAUUCUCCGCAGAAAACUGAAGCUGGUUUAAUAACUAAAGAUGUGAAAAAUAUGGAUAUAUUGAAGUCUUCAACAAAUGAACGUGUUGUAAAUGAAAAUAAUAGUGCUCCGCAAAAUUUACUUCAAAAUAAUAUAUUAAAUUCACCAAAUAAACCCAAUUCUGUCGAUAAUUCAAUUAAUUCAACUGGUAAACCAUCAAAUGAAUUUUAUGAUGUAGUUAAUUACAACUUGUACAAGCUGCGUGCAGAUAAAAAACAUUCGGAGGAAAAUGCAAAAAAUAAAAUAUCUACAAGUGCAAAUGAGAAAAAAUUCUCAAAUGAAGAAAUUUUACAAGAUGAAAAUAAUUCUCCGCAGAAAACUGAAGCUGAUUUAAAAACUGAAUAUGUGAAAAAUAUGGAUAUAUCGAAGUCUUCAACAAGUGAACGUGUUGUAAAUGAAAAUAAAUUUGUUUUGCCUCAACAACAUGAUUUAGAUUUGUCAAAUAAACCAAAUUCUUCAAUUAAUCCAGAUAAUCCAAAAAGUUUAUAUGAGUUACGAGCGGAUAAAUAUUGCGUUGAACACAACGAAAAGAGUUAUGUACAUGUUGUAGAUGAAACAACUCACACAUUAAAUUAUAUUGACGAAAGAAGUAAAACUGGUCAAAGCCAUUCAGACAAUUUUAAAUAUAAUUCCCCAAAUACUUAUAUCAUAAAUGAAUUUAACGGUGAUAUUGUCCACGAAUACCAUCAGAAUAUUAACUCAAAAGUGAAUGAAUUGAAAAAGUCUCUAUUUAAUAAUUACAAGUCAAAUAUUGAAAAACCUAAAUAUAGUGAUCGUAUUGGUGCUUUAAAAUUUGAAAAAAUAAAAAGUAGUUUUGAAAACUUUUCAUUUGACGGCUCGUAUAGGUAUCCUGUUGAAAUUGAAUACAAAAUAGGAAUCUCAAGAUUCAAUGAACUAAAAACUAACAUUCAAAAUCGUAUUUUGAACAAUUCUUUUUUGAACAAUGUAAACGCGCCUAAGGAACCAAUGACAUUUAAUCAAAACCAACAGAAAAGACCAGUUGGCAAAAAAGUGAGCUCAUUAAUUCAAAUAUUUAAAGAUCUAACCCAAAAACAUUUAGCUAACCAAAUUGCAUUGCAAAAUAUACAUGGUAAAAUAAAUAAAGCAAAUAAGAAUAUUAAGUGUCCAUCAAGUCAUGUUAAUAACAGUCAAGAAAUUUAUAAUAAUAAUGUUGAGCCAAAUAAAAAUAAACAAAAAAAUUUUAUACCAAAAAAUAAAAUAUUAGUUGUAGCUGAUCAAAAAGACACAUAUGAUUCCGAAGUAAAUGAAAACAUUGAUGCAACAUUAUUACAUUGCCUUUUCUCAAAGUACAUAUUACAGUUUAUACAACUAAAUGAACAACAUUUCAUAACAAUACACUAUAAAAAUAAAAUUGGCACGUUUACAGUAGACAAUUUACUUUAUUAUUAUUCAAAUUUACAAUUUCAAUCUGAAAACAUUUUGGCAAUGCUUGAAGAGUUACGAAAAAAACAAAGAAAUAUUUUUGCAUCUGAUUUGAUGACUGUCAAUUUAUUCCUCAACAAUAUUAAAGGAAAUAUAAAUAUAAAUUCAUUGAAAAAUGAGGACAUUCAUUUAUCAAGGAAAAAAUUUAUUGAUAACUAUAACAUUUUGACCCAAUAUUUAUUAAGCUUUAUAAAUUCAAAAUGUCACUUGCUCUCGCAAGCAAACGUCGAUUUACGUUUUAAACAUUUACUUAACGAAAUCAACAAAAUUAAUAAUACUUCCAACCAUAAUGCAAAAAAAAUAAUGGAAGAUUUGCAAAUAUUAAAGUAUCAUGGAUAUACAACAUUAAAAAACACUUUGGAUAAAAAUCAAUAUAUUGAUUUUUAUCCGGCUAAUAUGUUGUUUUAUGAUUUGAUAUUUGGAUAUAAUUCUUCAGUGAGUUCAAAUAUUAUUCCCGCUAAAGGAAUAAAUUUAAAUAAGUUAAAAAAUAUAUCAAAACAAAUGAAUGAUAGACUGAAUGUUAUAAGAGAAGUUAAAAUUAAUAGUAACAACAAAAAUGUUAAAAAUACUAUAAUAGAAUCAUUUUAUUGUGUAUCUUUAAAUUUUAAAGCAGAGUAUGUAAAAUCAUUCCAACAACAAGUUUUAGCUGCAACUGUAUAUCCUGUUUUUAGAGCUAUUUGUAAUUAUUUGGUUACGUAUAAACAGAUUUACACUACGAAUAACAAUUCCGCCAAGCACUCCGAGAGUAUAACUAAAAUUGGUGAUACUCUAAUAAGUAACAUUAAUACAUUUAAAAAUUUAAAUCUGUUUACAAAUAAGCCAACUAAUUAUCUGCAAAAAGUCAUAAAUAAAUUAGAGGAAAUUUUGAGAAUAAAAUCAAAAUUUUCCAUUCAAGCAACACAAUCCAAAUUAAUAUCGAGUCUUAUAACUAUGUGUUCAAAACCUAUGCAGUUAAACCUCUUACAAUUCGAAAUUGAAGAUAAAUUACCAAACAAAAUAACAGAGAUUAAAUUUAAUGAUGCACUAAAAGCAGUUAAAAAUGAAAUUGAUAGCAUUCGAUAUUACAAUGAGGUUUUAUCGUUACACAAAAACACAUUUGAAAUAGUUAAAAGAUCUGUUCCUCAUGAUGAUUUAUUUGAAGUAAAACCAUUAGAUACAAUACUACAUUGUGUGAUAGGUUAAUAUAUAGUUAAAAAAAUUCAUUGAAAGAAUUAUCAAACAAUAUUAUAAUUAUGAAUUUAGUAUUUAAGAGUGUAACAUUUUUGUACAAAAAACAAAGUGCGAUAACUGUGUUAAACAUAAUAAUUAUUAAUUAAUUUGUAAACAAAAAUUCUUAUUGUAAAUAAAAAUAUAAGUAAAAUACCAUUUUGUCAGUUUUAUUUUAAGUGAAAAAUUUUGAUAUAUACAAAAUAAACACCAUUCAA